Molecule: messenger RNA, 2265 nt
Organism: Charadrius vociferus (killdeer)
Lineage: Eukaryota; Metazoa; Chordata; Aves; Charadriiformes; Charadriidae
Gene: OSBP2
Product: oxysterol binding protein 2
Exons: 14
Cellular component (GO): intracellular membrane-bounded organelle; membrane; cytosol
Molecular function (GO): cholesterol binding
Source: RefSeq, a predicted model, not a curated record
GGGCUGCUCUCCAGCCACAGGACGCAGGCGGAAAUGGCCCACACGUGUCGCGGGACCAUCAACCUGUCCACGGCUCAUAUCGAUACGGAGGAUUCUUGUAACAUCGUGCUUUCCAACGGGGGAAGGACGUACCACUUAAAGGCGAACUCAGAAGUGGAGAGGCAGCGCUGGGUGACGGCCCUGGAGCUGGCCAAAGCGAAAGCCAUCCGCAUGAGGAACAACCAGUCAGAUGACUCGGGCGACGAGGAGCCCGCCUCGCAGUCAGACAAGAGCGAGCUGCACGGCACGUUGAAAACCCUCUCGAGUAAGCUGGAGGAUCUGAGCACUUGCAAUGACCUGAUCGCGAAGCACGGGGCGGCCCUGCAGCGCUCGCUCAGCGAGCUGGAGACCUCAAGCUUGCCGGCCGAGAGCGGCGAGAAGAUCAAGGCGGGGAACGAACGAGCCAAGCUCCUGCGACAGGAGGCGGGGGAGCGGUGGGGAGUCACCUCUGGAGUCACCGCGUGCCAGCGCUGGCUCCAUGACGAGCUCCUGGGCUCGCGAGGGCCGUGCCGGGUGCUGACGUGUCCCUUCCUCCCCCUCCAGGCUUGCCGCGAUUUCCUGGACUUAGCCGAAACUCACAGCCGAAAAUGGCAGCGGGCGCUGCAGUAUGAGCGGGAGCAGCGGAUCCGGCUGGAGGAGACCAUCGAGCAGUUAGCCAAGCAGCACAACAGCUUGGAGCGAGCCUGCCGCGGAGCCCCCGGCCUGUCCUCCAGCAGCACCGGCAUCACCAGCACCGCCAAGGGGAGUGUGCAGUCCGCCAAAGGAGAGGCGAGUGAUGAAGAUGAAGAGACGGAGUAUUUUGAUGCCAUGGAGGAUGCCCCAGCUUUUAUCACUGUAACUGCAGACCCCAAGCACCACAGGCGUUCGGGCAGCAACCUGAGUGGGGCCAGCGAGGGCCACCCUGAGGACUGGAACCUGGAGGACAGCGUCUUUGAAAGCUCCAAUCAAAGCAGCUACAAUGAGUCCACUUGCAAAGAUCUCCUGCCGAAGAAAAGGAGACGGACUCGCAUCCCCGACAAACCCAACUACAGCCUUAACCUCUGGAGCAUCAUGAAAAACUGCAUCGGCAAAGAGCUCUCCAAGAUCCCCAUGCCUGUAAACUUCAACGAGCCACUCUCCAUGCUGCAGAGGCUGACGGAGGACCUGGAGUACCACGACCUGCUGGACAAAGCCGUCAAGUGCGAGAGCUCCACGGAGCAGAUGUGCUUCGUCGCUGCGUUUUCCGUGUCUUCCUACUCGACGACUGUCCACCGCACCGCAAAGCCAUUCAACCCGCUGCUGGGGGAAACCUAUGAGCUCGACCGGCUGGAGGAGUUCGGCUUCCGUUCCCUGUGCGAGCAGGUGAGCCACCACCCCCCGGCAGCCGCCCAUCACGUCUACUCCAGGCGAGGGUGGACGUUGUGGCAGGAAAUCACCAUCGCCAGCAAGUUCAGGGGCAAAUACCUCUCCAUCAUGCCACUGGGCGCCAUCCACCUCGAGUUUCACUCCAGCGGGAACCACUACGUCUGGAGGAAAGUCACCUCCACGGUUCACAACAUCAUCGUGGGCAAGCUCUGGAUUGACCAGUCCGGUGAAAUAGAGAUUGUUAACCAUAAGUCAAAAGAUAAAUGCCAGCUGAAAUUUACCCCCUACAGCUACUUCUCCAGGGACGUUCCCCGAAAGGUGACGGGGGUGGUGAGCGACGCCGAUGGUAAAGCCCACUACGUCAUGUCGGGCACGUGGGAUGAGAAGAUGGAGUGCUCCAAGAUAGUGCAGAGCAGCCACGGCAGCACCAGCACGGAGGGCAAGCAGAAAACCGUCUACCAGACGCUGUCACCAAAGGUCCUGUGGAAGAAGUACCCCCUCCCGGAGAACGCCGAGAACAUGUAUUUCUUCUCCGACCUGGCCCUCACCCUGAACGAGCCCGAGGAGCGAGUGGCCCCCACGGACAGCCGCCUGAGACCCGACCAGCGCCUGAUGGAGAGCGGCCGCUGGGACGAGGCCAACGUGGAGAAGCAGCGGCUGGGGGGGGAGCAGCGCGGAAGGACCCGGCGUCGGUUCGGGCGGGAGAAGCAGCUCUUACCCCGCGUUUCUCCCCGCACAGGUAAGGACUACGAAGGCUACAUCCCGCUGUGGUUUGAGCGCAAGGUGGAUGCCGUGACGGGGGAGCUCAUCUGCGUCUAUAAGGGCGGCUACUGGGAGGCCAAGGACAAGCAGGACUGGAGUACGUGUCCCGACAUCUUCUGA